This is a messenger RNA of Penicillium manginii, 1680 nucleotides long. Its product is annotated as class I SAM-dependent methyltransferase. The transcript is spliced from 3 exons. Bases 1 to 1680 code for a protein of 559 amino acids. NCBI's taxonomy places the organism in Eukaryota, Fungi, Ascomycota, Eurotiomycetes, Eurotiales, Aspergillaceae. The record is from RefSeq and is a predicted model, not a curated record.
AUGCAUUCUGACACUGCUCAUUUCGACGCCGAGAUGGGCACGGACGACAUGGUUGUUGAUGACUUGGAUUUUUCGCAUACUGCUACAUCUAACCCACUCGAGGGCGACUCUUUGCCGUUGUCGCUGUCGCUGUCGUCUUCGGGGCCGAGGACGGAGCCGGAGUCGUGCAUCGAUCGAUGUAUAGGUGUUGACCCGCGUCCGAAGGAGGUUUGUUCUUCGCCGUCGCCCUUGCUACUUCAGCCUUUGCAGGUGUCGGGGGGUGAAGUUGAAAGUGGGGCUGUUUUCCGCGAGGAAGAUCCUUUGUCAUUGCAAGAUUCCUUUCGGGAUUCGCGGUGUUGGUCUGGUUUGGUUGAGUCCCCGGGUGUGGUACCUAAACUUGUUCUUUUACCUCAGCUGAGUGUCAGCGUUGAACCUACGCCGAUAUCAGGGAACAUCAACAUUUACCCCGAACAAGGAACCAAUUUCUCUCAAUUGGAUACAAUUCCGGAAGAAUUGGUAUACGAGAAUGAGGAUAUUGGAGGAAAGGAAACGACUUCCAACUCUGCGCCGCUAUCAACACACCAAGUGACUUCGGAUUCGUCGACUACGGAAUAUUCGGCGGAAAGGAAUGCAUGGAUUGGAUUGCCAGCAGAACCCAAUUUAACAAUAGAAUCUUCAUCAGUCAGCACGCCACCUCGCUCAGAAUUCCAACCAAUUCCCUCCUAUGAACCAGCGCCUGCGCUACAAUUAGGCCUUGUUCCAAAUGAAGUUGAUACAGAGGACCCCGGAUAUGCAUCCUCGGCGGCAUCAACAAACAGCGAGAACAACUCAGUCUUCGAUGAAGACUAUCAUUCCGAUACCUCCAGUCAUACAGCUUCACUCCUAUCAGACGUGAAAGACUACUGUUACGAAAACGGCCGACGAUACCACUCCUACCGGGAAGGCCACUACGUUCUCCCCAACGACGAGCCCGAACAAGACAGACAAGACCUCCUCCACCACGUCCGCAACCUCGUACUGAAUGGCGCCCUCUUCCGCGCCCCGGUAAGCAAAAACAUGCAACGAGUCUUAGACAUCGGCACCGGAACCGGAAUAUGGGCCAUCGACUUCGCAGACAGCUACCCCGGAACCGAAGUAGUCGGCACAGACCUCAGCCCCAUCCAACCAUCCUGGGUCCCGCCCAAUCUGCGAUUCAUCGUCGACGACGCCGAAUCCCCCCUGGCUAUUCAGCACAAGCCGACCCUUCGACUUCAUCCACGCGCGCGAUCUGAGCGGCGCAAUCGCCGACUGGCCGCGUCGGACGAUGACGAGGAGCUGCGUCUGGCGCCGACGUUGCGCGAAUUCCUCGGUCAGCUGCAUGCGGCCAGCGAGGCGUUUCACCGGCCCAUGAAUAUCGCCGAGGGACACCGGCAGCGGCUGAUCGAGGCGGGUUUUGAAGAUGUACGGGAUGAGGUGUACAAGGUUCCCUCUAGUGCCUGGCAUGACGAUCCUAUUCAGAAACAGAUCGGUCGGUAUAACCUCUGCUCCUUGCUCAUGGCAGUCGAGUCGUAUUCUUUGGCCUUAUUUACUCGAGUGCUUGGUUGGUCGAAUCAUCAAACCCAGGUAUUCCUGGCGGGCGUGCGGAGAGAUUUGAGGAAUCCCGAGGUGCAUACAUAUUGCAAUUUGCACAUUGUGUAUGGCCGUAAGCCAUGGAUUCCCUAG